CACAGUACAACAACCAAUCAACCUCUAACUUACGUUCGACCCGUGAUAGCUUCCUACAUCAGACCUUGUGGAGGGAACGACGUUAGUUGCAUUCAUUCGCAAUGUCCAGGCCUAGGGCCGAUACCCCUCGGAUUUUGAGCCGGCAACCGGGAGCAGUCAUCAUUCGCCGCGGUGAUUUCGUGGAGAAGUCGGGAGAUCGAGUUAAACCUCGCGAAGAAGCGGCUCUUCGUCUUGUGCAACACUAUACAAGCGUUUCGGUGCCUACCGUAUACUCAUCUUCCUUCGCAGAGCGUGAUGGGCAUAUCUGCAUGAGCUAUGUGGACGGCGAGAGCCUGGACAGGCUCUGGAACGACUUCGAAGGCCAUGAUGAUAUGAAAGAACAUAUCUGUCGCCAAAUUUGGGACUUGAUCUACCGAUUUCGAGCAAUACCCAAACCUGCCCGAUUCGCCAACUUUUUCCAGUGCUGCGCCGACGGUACCGCAUCAAAUGAUAUCCUCAUCGAGCCUUUGCCAAAUCGAAGCCCAGAUCCGCUUGCCAGCGACGUUGAGCUACGCUUGCGCAUCUAUGAGCGUUACUUGGAUUGUGCUGGACGCCGUUACGAGAAAGAACUUCCACACAUGCUUCCUAAGUCCGAAACAACUGUUUUCACUCAUGCAGAUAUCGCGCCGCGUAACAUCAUGAUUGGAGAGGGAGAUGACUGUCCUGUGAUAGGCAUCUUGGAUUGGGAAGAAGCGGGGUGGUAUCCUGAGUAUUGGGAAUAUGCAAACAUUAUGAAACCAUCGGUGGACAAAGAUUGGCAGAUGUGGAUGGAGCGAACGGUACCUGAGAAGUGGGACAUCUCUGGAAUUGUGGCAGCAAGACGGGUUCUGUUUUGAGAAAGUGAAUGCACUGGAUAACUCGUAAGUUGCCUUAUUCCAACCUAGGAUCUAUACAUUCCUCGAAAGCAUUUGAUUCUCUUCACCCUAUCUAUUGAAUAU
Molecule: messenger RNA, 977 nt
Organism: Trematosphaeria pertusa
Lineage: Eukaryota; Fungi; Ascomycota; Dothideomycetes; Pleosporales; Trematosphaeriaceae
Product: kinase-like protein
Exons: 2
Coding region: 102-875 (257 amino acids)
Source: RefSeq, a predicted model, not a curated record